This is a messenger RNA of Bacidia gigantensis, 2319 nucleotides long. RefSeq lists its product as uncharacterized. The coding region runs from base 1 to 2319 and encodes 772 amino acids. The transcript is spliced from 4 exons. The record is from RefSeq and is a predicted model, not a curated record. Gene Ontology annotation, biological process: intra-Golgi vesicle-mediated transport. Lineage: Eukaryota; Fungi; Ascomycota; Lecanoromycetes; Lecanorales; Ramalinaceae. Gene Ontology annotation, cellular component: Golgi membrane.
AUGGACGGCCUUCCCACCGCCGACACAGCUACCUCCCCUGACAGCGAAUCAACGCCGACUGCAAAGCAUUCAGGCACUUCAGCCGAUGCACCCAUAAGCAACGGAUCCCUGGCGCAGGGAGACAACAAAUUCCAGAACGCCAUAUCUGCAUGGAGAAACAUUGAUCUUACAAACCUUGUCCCAGAGCUUGAUGCAAUUGCCACCGAUGUGGUUGCUCACCAAAAAGAUGCCCUUCUGUCACGAAAAGAAUUAGCUCAAAAGACGAAAGAUUUCAGGAAGCUCGACGACACUGCCAAGCUUGUCGAAAUCAAAAGCCUUCUCAAAGCUUACCAAUCGUUUAUCGACAACUUGACGAACCAUGGCAAAACUGCACAGUCCGCUUUCUUACGUGUUUACUCGUCAGUGUCGGAAGCUCCAGACCCAUAUCCGCUCCUGGAGGCAUCCGUCGAUUCCUUACUUCUGUCGGAAGAUACUCUUCCAAAGCUGACUACUGAGAACGAACACCUACAGAAGAACACCAGCAAGCUUACUGAGCAAUUAGAUAUCUCUGAAAGACAGCUGGAAAAGGAGCGCGGUUCACGGAGACAAUUGGAGGACGGCAGAGAUGCAAAGAUCAGAGAAAUUGAGGCAUCUUGGAAAGCGGUGAUGGAUGAGAAAAAGGACAAUUGGGAGUCCAAGGAGCAAAGUCUCGAAGACAAGGUGGAGAGUCAAGACCGACUUCUCAACGAACUGAAGGCUAGCUACGAAGUCGCACAACGACUGGAGCAGGGUGGUGAGGGUUCUGAAGAGAAACGACAGAACUUUGCAAGUGCUGCAGAACUUGAGAUCGUUAGCUCCGAUCUCGACAGAACUGCUCAAAGACUAGCAGAGAUAGAGGCUAGAAAUGAGCAGCUGAGAACUCAACUUGCAGAGGCUUCCUCCAUCGUUCAGAAGCCACACGAGCCUCAAGAAAAUGCGGAUGUUGCUCGUUUAAGAUCUGAAAAUUCUUCGCUCCUGCGAAAGCUAGACGCCUUACGGCUGGAAAAGGAUUCUGAUUCGAGGAAAAGAGAGGGUAGAGUCAAGUCUCUGGAGAAAGACGUACAGUCAGCAGAAUCCGAUAGAGAUGCUCUCCGCGCAAAAGUCAACUCGUGGCGAGACUAUACCGAGAUCAAGCAGGAACUCGAAAUAUUCAAGUCAAUCGAGUUUUCGACUCUCGACGAUGAUCCUGAUGGCGAGCAUCUCGACGGGAAUGAUCAACCGAACGGCGUGCCAAAAGGCGGUGAAAAGGACUCACUUGAAAAGUUAUUACUUGCUCGUAACAAGAAGCUGAGCAAUGAGAUGGCUAUCCUCAGAGUGUCCCAUCAGGAUCUGCAGCUGCAGCUAGAUUCACUAGAGGAGACGCUGUCGAGAACGAAUGCAGAGCUAGAAAGGGCACAAAAUUUAAAUGCCACUCUAGAGUCAGACUUAGUGAAAGUGCAGCAAGAAGCCUCGAACGCCUUCCCAUCGAACAUAUCUUCGGCUGGCACUUACACCUCGCGGUACCCUACACCUUCCUACAAUGCAAACUCGUUUCCAAACCGCAAGGGCAGGAGCUCGCCAACGUCCUCUAUAAUCUCUGGCUUCGACCCUUCGAGUACAUCAAGAGCCAACAUGGACGCUAUUAGAGCAGGUGAGCCCGUCGGUGGCGGCUCAGGAAUCCUUCCCAUGAUUCAAGCACAGAGGGAUCGUUUCAAACAGAAGAAUGGCCAACUUGAAGAAGACCUCUCAAAACAGUAUGCGACCGUCGCAACCUUGCGUCAGGAGGUAGCUUCACUGCAAAAGGACAAUCUUAACCUAUAUGAAAAGUCACGAUACAUUUCGACGUACAAUCGUAGUCAAUCAACCUCAGCUAGUGCUUACGCCCAAGCUCCUCCAGCAUCAUCCAUAUCCAUGUCCGACACCACCUCUUCAGGCCUUUCGCUCGAUCGGUAUCGCUCCACAUACGAGGCCAACCUGUCGCCCUUUGCAGCCUUCCGUGGCCGGGAGAAUACUCGCGCCUACAAGCGCCUGAGCCUCCCAGAGAGAGUCAUUUUCUCAGUCACCCGAAUGGUAUUGGCCAAUCGAACCAGUAGAAAUGUCUUCGCAUUCUAUUGCUUGGCCUUGCAUUUGAUGAUCUUCGUUAUGCUGUAUUGGAUGCAUUCUGUCGAUGUGACCAACUCUGCUAGCAAUCUCAGCGCUACGGUGGCCAAAGUUGCCGGGCCUCUUGGUGCCGGUGAUGCUGGCGCGAAGGCUGGGAUGGGGGCUGAGGCUGCGCACGGCGGCUGGGAACAGGAAGGAUUCAUUGCAAAUCCUGAUGAUUGA